CGGCCGGGGAAGGCGUUGGCGGCGGAAGGGGAAGCGCGGAGCCCGCGGGGCCGAGCGGCCAUGGCGGAGCCGGUGCGGGAAGAGCUCUCGGCCCUGGCCGCGAUUUUCUGCGGGCCCCGCGAGUGGGAGCUGCUGAGCCGCUCAGAGACAGAUGGGACCGUGUUCAGAAUUCACACCAAAGCUGAAGGAUUUUCAGAUGUGGAUAUACCGUUAGAAUUGGUGUUCCAUUUGCCACUCAAUUACCCUUUGUGUCUUCCUGGCAUCUCCGUUAACUCCGAACACCUGACCAGGGCUCAGUGCGUGACUGUGAAAGAGAAGUUACUUGAGCAAGCGGGGCACCUUUUGUCAGGGCCUAUGGUGCAUGAGCUGGUUCUCUGGAUUCAGCAGAAUCUCGGGUCUGUCCUUACACAAUCAGAAGCUGGACGCGGCAGUGAAAAGUGUGCUCUCCCAACAAGCACGACUGUGGAAGAUGGAUUGUGGAUGACUCUUCUGUAUUUAGAUCACAUGAGAGCAAAGACGAAAUAUGUCAAAACCGUGGAGAAGUGGGCUUCAGAUUUAAGGCUGACAGGAAGACUGAUGUUCCUGGGUAAAAUAAUCCUGAUUUUACUACAAGGAGACAGAAGCAGCAUUAAGGAGUACCUGGUUCUUCAGAAAACCUCCAAAGUAGAUGUGGACUCAAGUGGAAAGAAAUGCAAAGAAAAAAUGAUUAGUGUACUGUUGGAAACAAAACUACAGCCGGAACAUAAAAGGUUUUUGGCAUUUGAAGUCAAAGAGUAUUCAGCGUUGGAUGAAUUACAAAAGGAAUUUGAAGCUGCAGGACUUAAGAAGCUCUUCUCUGAAUUUGUAGUUGGCCUGGUGAAAUGAAAUGGAAGACAAGAAUCUUUUAGUAAAAUAGCCGUGUUUUUCGUUGUUUUUACUUUGGCUUUUGGGAGCAGCUGAUUGAAGUCGUCACAAGGGAGCAAUUUUAAAAGUUUCUCUGAAGCAAAAUGAUAGACAUCAUCUUAACUUCAGGAGCAAAGCUGGUUCUGGUUUACAGAGCAGUAAACAUUAAAGCACCUCAUGUGUGUUUGCCAGGAAAGACGAGGUUCAAGGGAUGAAACAUCAUUGAAAAGAUAAAUUAUAAAACCGUGAAGGUAAAUGAGCGAAUACUGACAAUACUUACUACUUUAUUACUCUAUACUUUUAUAGAGAGAAUUUGUUGGGAGCUAUGUAAUUUUCUGGCUAAUUUU
This is a messenger RNA of Otolemur garnettii (small-eared galago), 1229 nucleotides long. RefSeq names its product RWD domain containing 3 (gene RWDD3). Gene Ontology annotation, biological process: positive regulation of hypoxia-inducible factor-1alpha signaling pathway; positive regulation of protein sumoylation. The record is from RefSeq and is a predicted model, not a curated record. Bases 61 to 864 code for a protein of 267 amino acids. NCBI's taxonomy places the organism in Eukaryota, Metazoa, Chordata, Mammalia, Primates, Galagidae. The transcript is spliced from 4 exons. Gene Ontology annotation, molecular function: protein binding.